Molecule: messenger RNA, 1141 nt
Organism: Sphaeramia orbicularis (orbiculate cardinalfish)
Lineage: Eukaryota; Metazoa; Chordata; Actinopteri; Kurtiformes; Apogonidae
Product: histone H2B 1/2-like
Exons: 2
Coding region: 409-783 (124 amino acids)
Cellular component (GO): nucleosome
Molecular function (GO): structural constituent of chromatin; DNA binding; protein heterodimerization activity
Source: RefSeq, a predicted model, not a curated record
GGACCGCAUCCCGCGCAUGACGCAACUUAACCCGGAAGUCAGAGAGGCGCUCGGUUUGACAGUCAGAACAUGUGAAUGUGGGAUGCAUGCUUGAUGAAAAGUUUGGAGGUGGCAAACAAUGAGAAGAACAAUGGAUUUACAGCAGUCAAGUGUGCACCCAAGACUACUGCCAUGACGGUCUAACGGUAAAAAGGAUGAAACGGAGCAAACGGACAGGAGAUGAAGUAAAUGGACAACCAGACACAGGUCUUUGUCCAGGCUCUGCUCAUCAGACCACCUCCGCCAUUCAGCUAUGGAACCAAUCACAGACAGGGGUAGGUGCAGCCUCAUUUCCAUGGGGUCUGUAUAAGAACAGCUGGUCUGCACUCUACAGACCCAUAGGUUUCUGUGAGGCACAAAAAUCAGAAGAUGCCUGAACCUGCAAAGUCUGCGCCCAAGAAGGGUUCAAAGAAGGCCGUCACCAAGACCGCUGGUAAAAGUGGCAAAAAGAAGAGAAAGACUAGGAAGGAGAGUUAUGCCAUCUAUGUGUACAAGGUCCUUAAACAGGUUCACCCAGAUACCGGGAUCUCCUCUAAGGCUAUGAGCAUCAUGAACUCGUUCGUCAAUGACAUCUUUGAACGCAUUGCUGCUGAGGCCUCUCGUCUGGCUCAUUACAACAAGAGAUCCACCAUCACUUCCAGGGAGAUCCAGACCGCUGUGCGCCUCCUGCUGCCCGGUGAGCUGGCCAAGCACGCUGUGUCUGAGGGCACCAAGGCUGUGACCAAAUACACCAGCUCCAAGUAAACUGGAUUAAUCAAAUUUAAUACAACGGCUCUUUUAAGAGCCACCCAUUAUGUGGAAAGACAGACUUCUUGGUUAUUUGGUAUGCUAAAACAUUAAUGUAUAUUGACUGACUCAUUCACUAAAUUAUCGAACUCUGGUUUUAUGUACACCAAAUUCAAUGUGCAUAAUGGAACACUGUCUAAAGGUAAAUAAUUUAUAUCACACAUAUACUAAAACCUACAACCUGUUGGUAAUUUUCAGGUAAGAGUCCAAACUUGCUAUAAUAACCUGUUAAUCUACCAUUCAUUGACCAUAGGCUGUGAUGAGUCACCCCAUAACAUGAUUGUAGUAAAGUUUGCACUUAAAUGAAUAUGACUGU